AAUUUCAUUUUAUAUUUUUCCGCGAAAUUGAAUGUCGAGAUUCGUUUCUAAACGUGUAGCGCCAUCUAGCGCACUAUGAGUCCUACUAAUGACAACCGGGAGCCACCCCCCCGCGCCCCUGGAGUGAAGAAAAAACUAUGGACACGCGUGUGCGCGCUCUCUUAUAAAUAAAUCGUUUUGUCCUAAUUUAAUCCGUAAAUCUGCUUGUAAGCUAAUAAACUAGCAUAUUCUACGUGUUAUAUGAACAAUUGGUGAUAAAAGUUGAUCCUGCAUUGGAGUUCACCAUCAAUUCGAAGCCUCAGCUCGAUACGUGCGCCGGCCGGCUGAAGAGGAAUUCCAUCACCCCGGAGCGGUUUGCUGUGGCAGCCCAGGUGCCGCUUGAAGACUUGGUGCGCGCGUCGAGCUACCUGGUGAGCGCGCUGCAGAUGAGGGAACAGUACAUGGACGUGUCCAACCAGUCGUUCUCGGAGACCGUCGGCCUCUACCUCGCCAACCGGGAGAUGCCUAACCGACACAUCGUGGAACUGAACCGACAGUCGCGGUUGUUCAACGAUGCUCUGCUCAACAUUGACAGCGAAGCGGCGGAGGAAUAUCUGAAGCUGACUGGAAGCUCCUCUGAAGUCCUGGACAGGCCAAAAGUUGAUAGGUACAGCGUGCAACAAUCUGCCACUAACAUGUCUGCGUUGUCGAAAGUAGUGCACCCUUCAGAAGCAAUGCGGAUUUCCUUCGAGAGUCGCGAAGAUCUUCUAGAGAAUGAGAUCCACGGAAUACAACCAGGCGUGCCGGUGGACCCGUGGGCGUGCCCGCAGCCCCCCGACCGUCACUACGUGUUCCGCUGGUACAACGGAGUGGUCCAGGUCUUCAGAACAGAGGCAGACGUCACCGACAACCGUCCUUUGCCAUACCGGAACAUCCCCUUCAAGAAAUUCGUCGUAGAUAUGGAUAAACUGGCCUCGAUGAGUGAUGAUGGGCCGCUGAAGUCCUUCUGUUUCCGACGCCUGAGCUACUUGUCUUCUAAGUUCAAGAUGCACGCCUUGCUGAACGAGCUGCAUGAGCAGGCUCUGCAGAAGGCCGUGCCUCAUCGGGACUUCUACAAUGUCAGGAAAGUGGACACCCAUAUCCACGCCGCAUCUUCGAUGAAUCAGAAGCAUCUGCUGCGCUUCAUCAAACGCACGUUGCGUCAAUCCGGGGACGAGGUGGUGGCCAUAUCCAAGGGCGCCAAAUGUACCCUCAAGUCAGUCUUCGAAGACAUGCAGCUCAACGCUUACGAUCUCAACGUCGAUAUCCUUGAUGUUCACGCGGACCGGAACACAUUUCAGCGGUUUGACAAGUUCAACGCAAAGUAUAACCCGGUCGGCGAGAGUAGGCUGCGUGAGGUCUUCCUCAAGACAGACAACUACAUGAACGGGACCUACUUCGCUAGGAUCAUCAAGGAGGUGAUGGACGAUCUUCACGAGAAUAAGUACACGAACAUCGAGCCGCGCAUCUCCAUUUACGGCAAGAACAAGAACGAAUGGACCAACCUGGCCAUGUGGGCGCUGCAUCACAACGUGUACUCGUCCCACGUGCGGUGGCUGGUCCAAGUGCCCAGACUUUAUGACAUAUACCGCAUCAACAAGCUGCUGAAGAAUUUCCAGGAGUUUCUGAACAACCUGUUCGACCCGCUGUUUGAGGUCUCCAUCAACCCCAGCUCCAAUCCUGAGCUCCAUAAGUUCUUAACGCAUUUGAUUGGCUUCGACAGCGUGGACGACGAGUCGAAGCCAGAGAACACAUUGAUGGGCGAGAAGAUAAAGGCACCCCAGGACUGGGACCACGAGGAGAACCCCCCCUACUCGUACUACAUAUACUACAUGUACGCCAACAUGGCCGUGCUAAACCAGAUACGGAAGGAACAAGGUUUGAAUAUGUUCGUGUUGCGUCCUCAUUGUGGGGAAGCGGGCCCAGGUUCGCACCUGUGUGCUGCCUUCCUACUUAGCGAGAACAUCUCUCACGGUCUCAUGCUGAGGAAGAUGCCCGUGCUUCAGUAUCUGUACUUCCUGGCUCAGAUCUUCAUAGCGAUGUCUCCGCUGAGCAACAACUCCCUCUUCCUACGGUAUCACAGGAACCCGCUGCCGGAGUUCUUCGCUCGUGGUCUCCGAGUGACCCUCAGUACCGAUGAUCCACUGCAGUUUCACUAUACCAAGGAGCCGCUGAUGGAGGAGUACAGCAUCGCAGCGCAGGCAUGGAAGUUCAGCUCGUGUGACAUGUGCGAGCUGGCCAGGAACUCUGUACUCAUGUCCGGGUUUCCGCAUGAGAUGAAGCAGUACUGGCUGGGCCACAACUUCAUGCACGAGGGCCCCGCCGGCAACGACAUCACGUGCACCAACGUGCCCGACGUGCGCAUCUCCUUCCGCUACGAGACGCUCCUCGACGAGCUCGACAACCUGUUCCGGGUCUACAGGACUUGACUCACUAGCUGAUUGGCUGACUCCAAUCAAUCAAUUCAAUAAUUUAUUGCAUCAGUCAUAGAAUCGAGAAUCAGAGUUGAAAUGUGAAUGAAUAAAAGUCAAAUUUAAAAACAUAACACGGCUUCAAGUUGUAUUUAUUAUGAGGAACGCUUAUGUACAAGUUUCUACGUCACAACAUAGCA
Molecule: messenger RNA, 2629 nt
Organism: Pectinophora gossypiella (pink bollworm)
Lineage: Eukaryota; Metazoa; Arthropoda; Insecta; Lepidoptera; Gelechiidae
Product: AMP deaminase 2-like
Exons: 16
Coding region: 426-2447 (673 amino acids)
Biological process (GO): IMP salvage; AMP metabolic process
Cellular component (GO): cytosol
Molecular function (GO): AMP deaminase activity
Source: RefSeq, a predicted model, not a curated record